ACCAGUGUGUGUGUGUGUGUGUUGGGGGUGUACCGCUACAAGACACACAAGGGCUCUACUGAGCCCACCAGAGGGAUUUGGCUCCUGAAACUUCCUUUUGCAGGACGGACGGUGCUUCUCGGGGUGUCUUGAAGUUAAAAGUGUGGAUCUUUUUCUCAUGAGCGCCACGAACGGACUGCACCAGGCUAUCCUGACCUCAAACCUUUAGGGAAUGGCUCUGCGGUCCAGGACGGGAUUCUAUCGGCAGGAGGUAAACAGAACCGUGUGGGAAGUUCCGGAACGCUACCGAGACCUGAGGCAGGUUGGGACUGGAGCUUAUGGGACUGUUUGUUCAGCGUGGGACCGUCGGGCAGGGACACAGGUGGCCAUCAAAAAGCUUCACCGACCCUUCCAGUCCAAACUUUUCGCCAAAAGAGCCUACAGAGAGUUGCGACUCCUCAAACACAUGAAGCAUGAAAAUGUCAUAGGACUUCUGGAUGUUUUCACCGCCGAAAUUUCACUGGACCGCCUCAGGGACUUCUACCUGGUCAUGCCUUUCAUGGGUACGGACCUGGGCAAGCUCAUGAAGCUGGAGAGGCUCUCAGAGGACAGAGUUCAGUUCCUAGUCUACCAGAUGAUGAAAGGACUCAAGUAUAUCCACUCAGCAGGGAUCAUCCACAGGGAUCUGAAACCAGGAAAUCUAGCCAUCAACCCAGACUGUGAGUUAAAGAUUCUAGACUUUGGUCUGGCAAGGCAAGCUGAUGCAGAGAUGACGGGCUACGUUGUGACCCGCUGGUACCGAGCCCCAGAGGUCAUUCUCAACUGGAUGCACUACACGCAAACAGUGGAUAUCUGGUCCGCUGGCUGUAUCAUGGCAGAGAUGCUGCUGGAGAAGCCGCUGUUCAAGGGCAACGAUCACCUGGACCAGCUACGAGAAAUCAUGAAAAUCACAGGAACGCCUGCUGCUGACUUUGUGGUGAAGCUACACAGCCAAGAUGCCAAAAACUACCUCAGAGGUUUACCAAAAGUGCCCAAAAAAGAUUUGCACUCCAUUUUCUCCAAAGCUAGCACAAAUGCGGUGUGCGUGCUGGAAAAGAUGCUUCUCCUGGACCCCGAAGAGAGGGCGAGCGCCUCGGAGGCCCUCGACCUCCCUUUCUUCUCCGACUUCCGGGACACAGAGGAGGAGACCGAGGCGCAGCCGUACGACCAAACCAUGGACAACACAGACCUGACGCUGGACCAAUGGAAAAGGCACACGGUCACUGAGAUAUUGACCUUCAGGCCGCCUAAGGACUCCAGAGAGACGUCGCUUUAAAAACACACAGACUUGCACUUGCUAAAAACGGAUGUUUUUUUUUUUUUUACGCGUAGAAUGCUUAUUUUUGAAUAAAUGUGAUUUGUAUAAUAAUUGGACAGAGUGACAUCAUUUGAGUGAAUGGUGUACCUCAUGAUUAGAUGUAUUGUGACAUAUGCAAGAAAAAUGGUGUACUGAUGCAAAAAGAGUGAGCAAGGCAUUACAGAAUACAUUUUUAUUUAAUGACGGAUUCAACGCAGCAACUGGGGCUGUUCAGUAACUCCCUUGGGUGAGAAUGGCUUUGCCAUGGCAACAUUGAACGCACCCUAAUAUGAAUAAUACACAGGUCACACGCCGUACUUCUUCCGCAGGGCUGCAACGGAUGAUCCAUCCAGGUUCGUUUGGUGAAGAAAGUCGAAUACUUCUUU
Dunckerocampus dactyliophorus (ringed pipefish) is the source of this 1701-nucleotide messenger RNA. It is a transcript of the gene mapk12b, whose product is annotated as mitogen-activated protein kinase 12b. The coding region runs from base 212 to 1294 and encodes 360 amino acids. Gene Ontology annotation, cellular component: nucleus; cytoplasm. Gene Ontology annotation, biological process: intracellular signal transduction; protein phosphorylation. The record is from RefSeq and is a predicted model, not a curated record. Gene Ontology annotation, molecular function: ATP binding; MAP kinase activity. NCBI's taxonomy places the organism in Eukaryota, Metazoa, Chordata, Actinopteri, Syngnathiformes, Syngnathidae. The transcript has 12 exons.